AUGCGGGAGCAGCAGCUGCACCAGCAGAUGGCCAACAGGAAGGGCAAGCUGCUGUCAAUUGUGAUCGGCCCCUUCUUGCUUCUUGUGCAGGAUCCAAUGAACUUUGGUGCUGUCCUCCGAUCGUCUUGCUAUUUCGGUGUCCAGAAGAUUUUCAUGCCCAGCAAGGACAGUUGCCGUCUGUCGCCAACAGUGAGCAAGGCAAGCUCGGGAGCGCUGGAAUUGAUGGACCUAUACGUCCUGCAAACGCCGGAGCGAUUCAUGGCGGAGCUGAAGGCGAAGGGCUGGUGGAUUGUGGGGACAUCAAGCUUUAACGACUCAACAAGGCAAGCGUCGGGCAGUGAAAGUCGUAAGCUCACUUGGGACCUACCGCCACCUGACAGGCCUGUGAUGCUGAUUGUAGGUGAGUAGUUGCUUGGAUGGCAU
This is a messenger RNA of Dermacentor silvarum, 423 nucleotides long. RefSeq names its product rRNA methyltransferase 1, mitochondrial-like. Gene Ontology annotation, biological process: rRNA methylation. Gene Ontology annotation, cellular component: mitochondrion. The coding region runs from base 1 to 408 and encodes 135 amino acids. Gene Ontology annotation, molecular function: RNA methyltransferase activity; RNA binding. The record is from RefSeq and is a predicted model, not a curated record. The transcript is spliced from 4 exons. Lineage: Eukaryota; Metazoa; Arthropoda; Arachnida; Ixodida; Ixodidae.